AAGACACAUCGGGAGGGAUAUCAAAACACUUGACCGGACCGGAACCUUUGUCCUCGAUACCCUACGUUAAAGCGGAAGGGACGAGAACAUAUGUACGACGGACCAGCAUGGGGACCGCCGUGGCAGCGCGUCAGGUUCUCCGGUGGGCUGUGAGGAGAGCCGCCUCCUCUCUACUCAGUCCGCUUCAGUUAGGGAGAUGCCACCCCCAGCCUCAAUGCGUCGGGUGCGGAUUGUUCUGUUCCUCCACCAGCCAGAGUACUCUGCAGUCAACGCAACACAACUAUAAACUCAGUCCUGUAUCUGAGAAACCAGUCACAGAGCUGUCCCCGCAGUCCUUAGUUGAUAUGGGGUUCACAGACACCCAGGCAGAGCAGAUAUAUGAGGCUGUGUCCAGAAUCAGAGGAAAGAGCCCUGCCAAACAUGCUCUGUCCACUCUCUCAGUUCUGUUCAUCUUGGGGCUCAAUCCGUCAAGUGUGCUGAAGCUGCUGCAGAAAUGUCCUGAACUGUACACUGUCAAGGAAUCGCAGCUUCAGCAGCGCAUAGGCAUCCUGCGGAAACUAGGUUUAGUCGAAGGCAGUCUUCAGAGAGUUGUGGCCCAUUACCCCCAGAUCCUGACUGUGCCUGUGAAGACAAUAAAACAUGUGACGGUGUUUCUCAGAGAGAAGUGCCUGUUUACUGCCCAGCAGGUCACAAACAUCCUCAGAGACAGUCCGGGCGUACUACUGGAGGAUCUGGGUCAGGUGGAGUACAAGUUUCAGUACGUCUACUUUCGAAUGGGUGUCAAACAAGCGGAGAUGAUGAAGUCCAGGCUGUUCCGAUUCACUUUAGACGAGGUUCGCUGCCGACACUGUUUUCUGGAGCGGAGAGGUCUGUACCAAACCCCAGACAAGAAAGGACAGACGAUCAUCAUCAACCCUAAACUGGACACCAUCCUUAACGUUGACCAGGACACCUUCCUCACAGCGGUUGCAAAGGCGUCAGCGGAGGAGUAUGAAGUCUUUCAGAGACUUAUGGCAAGAGAAUGGCAGGAACAGGAGAAGGAGUAUGGCAGCAUUGAAGCCGAUAGUGAUGACGAUGAGGAAGACGAUGAUGAAGAAGAUGAGAUAGGAGGCAAGAGUGGAUACAGGAAGAGAAGAAAGAAAUGACUGGUGGAGGGACAGAGAACUGAAAAAUAACUUAAAGGAAAUUAACUGAUUAAAUUACAUAUCUGAUGGUAAACGAAGCAAUAAAAUGUUUCCAUUUAA
Molecule: messenger RNA, 1244 nt
Organism: Xiphias gladius (swordfish)
Lineage: Eukaryota; Metazoa; Chordata; Actinopteri; Istiophoriformes; Xiphiidae
Gene: mterf4
Product: mitochondrial transcription termination factor 4
Exons: 4
Coding region: 108-1145 (345 amino acids)
Biological process (GO): regulation of DNA-templated transcription
Molecular function (GO): double-stranded DNA binding
Source: RefSeq, a predicted model, not a curated record